GCGAUACCGCUGACUUUAGUUGAAUCUGCUAUUUUUAGUUAAAGUAUAUAAGAAAAUGUUUUUGCGAAGUUUGGCUUUAAAAACAUCUUUUUCGAAGCUUUGUGCAGGGUUGGUUGAAGUCCAACGUCAAAAUGGCGUAAGAUGGUUACAUAAAACGCCAUCCAUUAGAGGUGGUCAACUAUUUGUGCACAGAGACACCCCAGAGAAUAACCAAAAUACACCUUUUGAAUUUACAAAAGAAAAUUUAAAGAGAGCUGAAGCCAUAGUAGGUAAUUAUCCAAGUGCCCACAAGUCUGCAGCUGUCAUACCAUUGCUUGACCUGGCUCAAAGACAGAUAGGCUGGGUGCCAUUGUCUGUGAUGAAUUAUGUUGCUGAUUAUUUGGAGAUGCCUCGAAUGAGAGUUUAUGAAGUAGCAACAUUCUAUACGAUGUACCACAGGAAACCUGUUGGUAAACAUGUGAUUCAGGUGUGUACAACCACACCAUGUAUGCUGUGUGGUGCUGAAGACCAUUUGGAGUACAUCAAAAAGACUUUAGAUAUUGAUGUUGGUGAGACAACAAAAGACGGAAUGUUCACCUUACUUGAAGUAGAGUGCUUAGGAGCAUGCGUUAAUGCACCCAUGUUGCAAAUUGGUGACAAUUACUAUGAGGACCUUACGCUGAAGGAUACAGAAGAAAUUCUCAAUGAUUUGAAAAGCGGAAAGACGCCCAAAGCUGGACCACGAAAUGGCCGUUUCGCUUCGGAACCCAGAACGGGUUUGACGUCCUUGACCGAGAAACCAAAGGGGCCUGGGUUCGGUGUACGAUCUGAUUUAUGAUCGAUGUUGUUUCGAUGAAAGUGAGGUCGAAUGAAAGUGAGUGAAUUUCUGAAACAGUGAAAAAAUUUUAUCCACAUAAAAUUAACAGUUUCUAGUUAUGCAAUGUAUGUAUUUAUAUUAAUGUUUAUUCGCAUGGAGAUUUUUGAACUUCGAUAACUAUUUCGAACGCUUCGAUUGUUUAUUGUAUCAUGAUCAUUGUUCCUACAA
Messenger RNA from Xenia sp. Carnegie-2017, 1024 nucleotides. RefSeq names its product NADH dehydrogenase [ubiquinone] flavoprotein 2, mitochondrial-like. Bases 56 to 817 code for a protein of 253 amino acids. Lineage: Eukaryota; Metazoa; Cnidaria; Anthozoa; Malacalcyonacea; Xeniidae. The record is from RefSeq and is a predicted model, not a curated record. Gene Ontology annotation, molecular function: NADH dehydrogenase activity. The transcript has 9 exons. Gene Ontology annotation, biological process: mitochondrial electron transport, NADH to ubiquinone.